AGACUGAAGGGGCAGGCGAGAGGGAGGGAGGCACUCAGCAGGCAGAGCAGAGACAAGGAGGGAGUGCAGGGCUUGGAGCUGGGUACCGCCGCGAACACCCUGUCCCAAUCCUCCUUCAUCCUUCCCAUCCCAGCCACCUUCCUUCCUGACAGCCACCGGAGCAGCAGCCGGACACAGACCCCUUCCAGACAGGUGUGACUGAACCAUGGAGCUCCGAGUGGGGAACAAGUAUCGGCUGGGCCGAAAGAUUGGCAGUGGUUCCUUUGGAGACAUUUACCUGGGUGCCAAUAUUGCCACUGGGGAAGAAGUUGCCAUCAAAUUGGAAUGUGUCAAAACCAAGCACCCCCAGCUCCACAUCGAGAGCAAGUUCUACAAGAUGAUGCAGGGAGGAGUGGGUAUUCCUUCCAUUAAGUGGUGUGGGGCAGAGGGUGACUAUAAUGUGAUGGUGAUGGAGCUCCUGGGACCCAGCCUGGAGGAUCUCUUCAAUUUCUGCUCCCGCAAGUUCAGUCUCAAGACUGUUCUGCUCCUGGCAGACCAGAUGAUCAGCCGUAUCGAGUACAUUCAUUCCAAGAACUUCAUCCACCGGGAUGUGAAGCCAGACAAUUUCCUCAUGGGGCUUGGCAAGAAGGGCAACCUGGUGUACAUCAUCGACUUUGGCCUGGCCAAGAAAUACCGAGACGCCCGGACCCACCAGCACAUCCCCUACCGGGAAAACAAGAACCUGACUGGCACGGCCCGCUACGCCUCCAUCAACACCCACUUGGGAAUUGAACAAAGUCGCCGUGAUGACCUGGAGAGCUUGGGCUACGUGCUCAUGUACUUCAACCUGGGUUCACUGCCCUGGCAGGGCCUCAAGGCUGCCACCAAGCGCCAAAAGUAUGAGCGUAUCAGUGAGAAGAAGAUGUCAACACCCAUUGAGGUGCUCUGCAAAGGGUACCCUUCUGAGUUUUCCACGUACCUCAAUUUCUGCCGCUCACUGCGGUUUGAUGACAAACCCGACUACUCGUACCUGCGGCAGCUCUUCCGUAACCUCUUCCACCGCCAGGGCUUCUCCUACGACUAUGUCUUCGACUGGAACAUGCUCAAAUUCGGAGCAGCCCGAAACCCUGAGGACAUGGAUCGGGAGCGGCGAGAGCACGAGCGAGAAGAGAGGAUGGGGCAACUCCGGGGUUCCGCCACACGGGCGCUGCCACCCGGCCCCCCUGCUGGAGCCACAGCCAACCGCCUUCGCAACGUCGCCGAGCCCAUGGCCUCCACGCCCGCCUCCCGAAUCCAGCAAUCCGGAAAUACGUCCCCCAGGGCGAUCUCACGGGUGGACAGGGAGCGGAAGGUCAGCAUGAGGUUACACAGGGGAGCUCCUGCCAACGUCUCUUCCUCCGACCUCACAGGGCGGCAAGAGGUGUCACGGAUUUCAGCGUCACAGACGAGCGUGCCAUUUGAUCACCUUGGGAAGUGAGGAGAAGAUGUCCCCGGACCAGUGUUUGCUUAGUGUCUUCACUGUAUUUUUCUUUUAAAAACAAAAACAAAAAAACCCCAAAAACAACAACAACAAAAACUUUAAAAAACCCACAAAACAGUUUUUUUUUUUGGUUUGUUUUUUGCCAACACUGAGGAGAUGAGCUGCCCCCCCCGUGCUGGCAUGAAACGUUUCUGAGCUCGCCACCUGUGUUCCCCAACACGAGCGCCUCCGAGAAGCCGACGACGCGGGAGCCCUGCAGAAAUGCCUCUGCUGCCUUUGUGCAGCUUUCCCCCCCAACCCCAUCUCAGCGCACCGUCUUCCCAGCUGACUGCACCCCGCCCUCCCUUGACUCUGCUCUUUUUAUUUUGUUUUUAAAACAACGUCCUGUCUCUUUUUUUAAUUUUGGUUGAUUUUAAGAUCAAGUGGUUUCUAAUCCAAUUUUUUAAUUCACUUUUUUUUGAGGGAGGGGUUACACUUGUUUUGCAGGAAUCUCCUGGGCAGGUAGAAAAUCUCUGAUUCCAGCCGUGGCUGGUGGUAGAAACUGUGUUUACAAGCAUUAAAAGAGAUGGCUGGCAAGCUGUGAGAGGAGUCACAGGAAAGGCCUGCCACUUAUUCAGGCACCUUUUUCCCCAGUGGCACCUCCGCACCAUGUGGGGAGUAAGCGGAAGCACCAGGCAUGUAUAAAUAAGACAAACGGUCCUGGCAUGCCAAGGGUUUCUUUCCAGAGGGGUUGAGCAGUUGAAUGGAGGAGGUGAAAGUGAAGCUGAAAGACAGGGAGACUGUAACCUGCUUCCCAUACCGGGGGUGGGGUCUUUUACAUCAGGCUGCACGUGAUGUUAGGUUUUGUUUUAAUUACUGAGGGAAAAGUGUGGGAUCCGAGGAGAAGAGAGGGGUGUGCAGAAACUUGGGGGAUGGUUUUCCUCUUCCAGCUCCCCCCUGCCCCAAAUAAAAGAUCUGAUAUCCCAGUGCGUAUGCACAAUCCCUGACCGCCUCCUUCUUCCCCCACUUUAGUUGUUUUAAAUAUAUUUUAGGAAUGCUCAAGACACCACAUGGUUCUUGGGUUUUAAAAUGCAAUGAUCACCGCUGUGACAUAUGGCCUCUAGCUGGCGCACUGACACUAGUGUGGAGCCGGUGGGGGUGGGGGGAGUUCGGUUUUGGUUUUAUUCCUUUCUAUUUAACACUGGUUUUUUUUUUUCCCUAAUUUAUUUACCCCUCUUACUCUCUUUUUUCUUUUUUUAAUUAAAGAGCAAAACUUUUUAUUACUUUGUAAUUUAAAAAAACUGAAAAAAAAAAAAAACCUGAAGAACUUUGGGGGUGGGGGUGGGGGAUUUU
Molecule: messenger RNA, 2791 nt
Organism: Malaclemys terrapin pileata
Lineage: Eukaryota; Metazoa; Chordata; Testudines; Emydidae
Gene: CSNK1E
Product: casein kinase 1 epsilon
Exons: 11
Coding region: 206-1456 (416 amino acids)
Biological process (GO): endocytosis; signal transduction; peptidyl-serine phosphorylation
Cellular component (GO): nucleus; cytoplasm
Molecular function (GO): protein serine/threonine kinase activity; ATP binding
Source: RefSeq, a predicted model, not a curated record